This is a messenger RNA of Eubalaena glacialis (North Atlantic right whale), 3216 nucleotides long. It is a transcript of the gene PTAFR, whose product is annotated as platelet activating factor receptor. Gene Ontology annotation, molecular function: G protein-coupled purinergic nucleotide receptor activity; platelet activating factor receptor activity. NCBI's taxonomy places the organism in Eukaryota, Metazoa, Chordata, Mammalia, Artiodactyla, Balaenidae. The transcript is spliced from 3 exons. The coding region runs from base 116 to 1174 and encodes 352 amino acids. Gene Ontology annotation, cellular component: membrane. The record is from RefSeq and is a predicted model, not a curated record. Gene Ontology annotation, biological process: G protein-coupled receptor signaling pathway; chemotaxis.
UGUCCCUGCAGUUUCUCAGGCUCAGAGAGGUUCUCAGAGGCUCAGAGAAACUUCCCCGAUAUGCCACAGCUAGGAGGCAGCAGCAGGAUUUAGACAUAGGCACAGGUAGGAUCCUAUGACCAGCUGCCCAUUCCAGCCCACAGUGAUGGAGGCAAAUGAUUCCUCUCGUGUGGAUUCUGAGUUCCGAUACACCCUCUUCCCAAUUUUUUACAGCAUCAUCUUUGUGUUGGGGGUCCUCGCCAACAGCUAUGUGCUGUGGGUCUUUGCCCGCCUGUACCCUUCCAAGAAAUUCAAUGAGAUAAAGAUCUUCAUGGUGAACCUCACCAUGGCUGACCUGCUCUUCCUGGUCACCCUGCCCCUGUGGAUCAUCUACUACUACAAUGAGGGCAACUGGAUUCUUCCUGAAUUCCUGUGCAACCUGGCUGGCUGCUUCUUCUUCAUUAACACCUACUGCUCAGUGGCCUUUUUGGCCGUCAUCACUUAUAACCGCUUCCAGGCUGUAACACAGCCCAUCAAGACCGUUCAGGUCACCACCCGCAAGCGUGGCAUCCUUUUGUCCCUGAUCAUCUGGGUGGCCAUUGUGGCCACUGCAUCCUACUUCUUCAUCCUGGACUCCACCAACACAGUGCCCAACAAGACUGGCUCGGGCAACAUCACACGCUGCUUUGAGCACUACCAGAAGGGCAGCAUCCCGGUCCUCAUCAUCCACAUCUUCCUCGUGUUCAGCUUCUUCCUCGUCUUCCUCAUCAUCCUCGUUUGCAACCUGGUCAUCAUCGUCACGCUGCUCACACAGCCGGUGCAGAUGCAGCGCAGUGCAGAGGUCAAGUGCCGGGCACUCUGGAUGGUCUGCACGGUCCUGGCUGUGUUCAUCAUCUGCUUUGUGCCCCACCACAUUGUACAGCUGCCCUGGACCCUGGCUGAGCUGGGCUUCCAGAACAGCAACUUCCACCAGGCUAUUAAUGAUGCACAUCAGGUCACUCUCUGCCUCCUUAGUACCAACUGUGUCUUAGACCCCAUCAUCUACUGUUUCCUCACCAAGAAGUUCCGUAAGCACCUCACGGAGAAGUUCUACAGUAUGCGCAGCAGCCGGAAAUGCUCCCGGACCACCAUGGAGACAGGCACCGAAGUGGUCAUGCCGCUCAAACAGGUCCCUGUCAAUUCCUUCAAAGAUUAGUCCCGGAUUGUUGGAGCCCAGAGGCUUAUCCUCCAUGGACAUCAUGGAGUGACCUGGGGGAGGAAGGGGUGUCUGAUGUGGCCCUGGCACCUCCUCCCUGGGCAGCGGUGGCCCAUUAGGUAUGGAGGCUACCUCACCAAGGUGUCGAUGCUGGCAGAGCCAGACUGCUGGGAAAUCCAGAACUUGAAUGAGCCCUUUCAGCCACCUUUGGGCACAUGCCAUAAUCACCUUGGUUGGUAACCUCAUCCUGAGCGCCUGAGUCUGAUAGCUCUGGAAGGAGUGUCAGGGCCGGGGCGGUCCUUGGGGGUUGACACGGAGCCACCCCGUUCACCCUACCAGGACAGCAGUCCCAAAUGAGUAAGUCCUAAAGUUUUGGGCAACCACUCCCUUUAUCACUAAAAAGUCAGAGAAGGGGUUUUGGAAAAUGGAUGCUCCCUUCGCCGUGUGGCACCAUCUUUGGGAUAGACUUUUGAGCUAGGAUGAUGCCACCCAGUCUCUACCUAAAGGCACAAGGUCUUUGUGACACUUCUUAGGGGAAGUGGCUUGGUGGAACCUUCUCCCGAGUCAUGCAACAACCUGUACUGAGUGGUGAGCAGAGAAGAUAAAACAUUCAGAGACUGAAAGCUAGGAUGGGGAGCCUGUCUCCUGGGGCAGAUGUGUGUUUCCGCACAGGCCUCACCUCAGGCCCGGGGCAGCUCUGGGGCAGCGGGAGAGACACAACACCCACAUCCACUUUCUGUCUCAACAAGGGACCCCGAUGAAGAAACUCCUGCAGGACAGCCACCCACUGUGGGUGGGCAAAGUCCCCUCAAAGCCAAAUUGGGGCCUUCCAGGCCACUGCGAUGCCCAGAGGCUUCCGUGGGAAAGGACGGUUAGGCUGAGAAGUGCCUGCAGGAAGGCCUCCAGAGCGGAAGGAGCCCGUCAGCUCCGCUCCCCACCUCACCUUCUGGGAGGCCCCCCUGACUUAGCUGCCACAAGCUGAGAAGAGCAACUAGAAUCCCAAGGGCAGGCAGGCACUUUGAGCUCUGGGUGCAGAAGAGAGGUGAAAACUUCUCUCGAGGAGUUCUAGAUGCCUGAGCCUCCUCUCGCACCCUGAGCACCUGCAGUGUGAACCUGACAGCCUCAGACCCAGGGGCUUGGAGGAGCCUUCCCUGGUUUCCAGAAAUCAUCUUCCCUUCCAGCCAGUGACCCCACAAAGCUGGGAUCCUCGUUUCCCGCAUACUGGGCUGAUUUUGAUAAAUGCCUCCCAAUGAGCCAGAGACCUGCUUGGGUCUGGGAUGGCAGCUGUGGGCUGGACUUAGCAGGUGGUGACUAGGUGGAUAGUGCAGCGGACUUGAACUUUGGUGUCACACAGACCCAGGUUCAAGCUGUGGCUUUGUCACUUCCUGCCCAGGGCCUGUGAACUGAAUUUCCGACCUCAUAGAGUUAUGAGGAGCAGAAACCUCUUGGUCAGGCUGACUGCUCAUCCCAGAUUCUCCCAUCUUCUGAGAAUUUGUUCCCCCCUAACCCUCCAGUAGGAGCUGAAGGGAUGAGAGGUGAGCGUCUGGCUCUGGUGGGGCCAGUCAGGUUCUCGCUUGGGAAUAAGUAGCAAGAUUCAGGGAUGCUCUUUCAGGCUCUGCAGGCCACUUACCGGAACACAUUUAAACUCUGGAGCUGUGUGUGCGUGUGUCUGCGUGUGUGUGUGUGUGUGUGUGUGUGUGUGUGUGAGGUGUGUGUGUGUGUGUGUGUGUGUGUGUGUGUGUGUGUGGCCAGCGGGCCAGGGUUGAGGGGGGCACCUGCAUGAAUGUAGUAGAGAAAACGGCUCUGCUCAGAGAGAAGACAGAGAUGUGCAGAGCAAAGCAGAGACCAGGGGGGACCGCAGGGGCCUGGAGAGAGGAGGGGCAGUGCUUCCAGGGGCCUGCUGGCUCCCUUCCUCCAGGCCCAGCCCUUCUCGAAGCUCAACAUCUGCGCUGCUUCCUUUGGGUCCUUGUGAGAUUCCCUUUUAGGAUACAUUUUCUUAUUUUGCUUAAGCUGAUUUGAGUGAUUAUCUAUUACUUGCAACC